Molecule: messenger RNA, 1359 nt
Organism: Gossypium raimondii (Peruvian cotton)
Lineage: Eukaryota; Viridiplantae; Streptophyta; Magnoliopsida; Malvales; Malvaceae
Exons: 6
Coding region: 1-1359 (452 amino acids)
Source: RefSeq, a predicted model, not a curated record
AUGGAUCCUGACCGAAGUGUAGCAGAUGAUGUUAAGAGUAAUGCGCCAGCUCCCGCGCCAGGGACCACGCCUGAAGAAAUUGAUAAAAUUCGAAAGCAUGGGGCUGAGGAUUUCAGGGCUAAUGUAGAUGAUGAUCCAGAAAAAGCAGAGUUUUGGCUUGAAAAUUCUAUUCGGGAAGAAUUCAGAAAGAAGUACAUAAGUCAACGGUUCAUUGAUAAAAAAUGCAAGGAGUUUCUUGAAUUAAAGCAGGGCUGGAUGUCUGUGGCAGAGUAUGAAAGGGAGUUUGUCAGGCUCAGCAAAUAUGCUCAGGAAUGUGUUUCCACGGAGGCCAUCAUGUGUAAAAGAUUUGAGGAAGGGCUAAACGAAGACAUCAGAUUGUAUGCUGGGCUUUUAGAGUUAAAAGAAUUUGUAGUACUGGUUGACCGAGCUUGCAAGGCUGAAGAAUUGAGUAAAGAAAAGAGAAAGGCAGAGAUUGAGGCUCGAGAUGUAAGAAAAAGGUCAAUGAGUAAGACAUUUCAACCUCAACCAAAGAAGCUUAAAGAGAUGAAUCUACGAUCAACUGGUUUAGCUGGGUAUCCACGCAAGGAUCGAGGGAAGACAUAUUCUAGAGCUAAAACUCAAGCUACCUCAGUGGCAAGUGUGGGCAAUAUGCAGAAUACUAGACCCGAGUGUCAACAGUGUGGCAGGCGACAUAUAGGCGAGUGUUGGGGAUUUAAACGAUCCUAUUUCAAAUGUGGCUCUGAAGAACACUACAUAAAGGAUUGCACUGAGAGGAUAGAAGAAGAAAGAUUACAAAGCGUUGGAUCAGGUGAAACUGUUAGUAGAGGCAGACCACCAAGAAAUUUUGGGAGUAAAGUUAGCGGUAAAAGUGUAGUGAAAGAUAUAGCAGGAAGAUCAGAAAUCAGAGCGCCUGCCAGAGUAAAUUGUAGACAGAAAAUCCUUGAAUUGAAGUGUGAAAAUGGUGGAAUUCUUCGGGUUGAAGCUAAGGAGCCGAAUAAAUUGCCUAUAGCGAUUUCGUACAUGUCUAUUCAGAAAUGCAUGAGAAAAAGGUGCGAAGCUUAUCUUGCUUACGUGUUGAAUACUGGUAUAACUGGGUCGAAGCUUGAAUCAGUGUCGAUAGUCUGUGAAUUUCCGGAUGUAUUUCCAGAGGAAUUGCCUAGGUUACCUCCGAUCAGAGAAGUUGAGUUUGUUAUUGACCUGUUACUUGAAUUGAGGGCUAGACCAUUAUUCCUUCAGCAAAUUCGGGAAGCCCAUAAGAUUGACAGUGUGAAUCAGGACAGCAUCACGAUGGAUUUUGUGACGGGAUUGCCUUUGACUCCAUGGAAGAAGGAUGCUAUCUGGGUGAUUGUUGAUAGAUAG